This is a messenger RNA of Labrus bergylta (ballan wrasse), 7532 nucleotides long. RefSeq names its product ligand dependent nuclear receptor corepressor-like (gene lcorl). Gene Ontology annotation, molecular function: DNA binding. Gene Ontology annotation, cellular component: nucleus. Gene Ontology annotation, biological process: regulation of transcription by RNA polymerase II. The record is from RefSeq and is a predicted model, not a curated record. Lineage: Eukaryota; Metazoa; Chordata; Actinopteri; Labriformes; Labridae.
AGGGGAGAGAGAGAGGGGGGAGGAAGAAUGGCGACCGUGCAGUGCCCCAGAUGCUCUGCAGAAAGGAAAGGGUUUCGGCGGGAACUUGAUUCUUGGCGACACAAACUGAUACACUGCGUUGGGUUUGAAAGCAUUCUGGAGGGAGUCUAUGGACCAUUGCUGCUGAGGGAUCUUAAUUUAUUCGAUGACUGUGAACCUGAAGAGGUGGAUGACUGGUCCUCAGAUGCAAACUGCUCCCAGUGUUCAUUCUGCAACCUUCCCCUGGAUAAAAAUGAUCAAGUACCUGGUGCCACAUCCCCCCUCUCCUCCCCCUCUGACUACUCUCCCUGUCAGGCUCCAACCAUCUCUGAGAGCAACCAAUCAGCCUACAAGUUCCUCCAAGCUGUGUUUCACAAGAAAGAUGUGUCCAUCGGCUGUGACCCCAACAUCCCUCUGGUUGCCCAGGAGCUAAUGAAGAAAAUGAUACAUCAGUUUGCCAAGGAGUACACGUCCAAGUGCCUGCUCCACACUAAUACAAAUGGUGUUAUAACAAGGACCUCAUCACCUUUGUCAGAAACCACAGAUGCCCCUCUGGACCUCACAGUGAGCCGGACCCUGGAGGAGAAAGAAAGUGAAUGUGAACCAGAUGGUGUGCUCGACCUCUCCAAAAGGAACUCUGUCUGCUCAGCAGCUUCAUCGUCCGAUCACAAGUCCUCAGGCUCCCUGCCGCCGUCACUCUCAGAAGAAAUUGGAGAUAAGGGAGGACGAGGGCCUAAGUGUCUUCGGAGCUCAGUAUUGGAUGCCGUUCUUGGAACACUCUGCCCAUCACACAGUUCCUUGCUCUACCAGAUACUAAAGCUGGCACACCAAGAAAACUUACUGCUUGUUAAUCACAGACCUGUAGGUCUAACUCAGUCUAUCUGCUGUCACUGUGGGGUAAACCCACUGGAUAAUGUCAACCCUAAUGCAGUCCAUCUAAGUGAAUGCAAAUCCCACAGCAGCAGCAGCUUGUACUCCCCUUCAAUUAAUUGUGAACAUCAAGGUCUUGGCAGCACAAUGUGUCAUUCAGGAGACUCCAUGUCUAGUUGUAACAUCAGCCACUACUCUUUAGCAGGCUGUAAAAAUCGAGCCUCUCUGUGCUCAAGCUGUUCCUGUGUGCAGAGUUGCAAGAUGGAAACUUGCACUGUUCUAUGCCCAAAGAGGCUGCACAGCACUUCCUGCCACAGCCUGGCUGUAGGUCAUAUCAGUAACAAAAUGUGUUCAUUUGCAUCCUCUCCUUCUUUGUCAAAUUCUUCACUGUGCGCUUCUGCAUCGAUCUGCUGUAAUCAACACAACGACUGUUGUCCCUGUUAUUCAAACCAUGCCUGUGUGACGCAGGACAGGAACACAAUAGAAGUAGGAGAGGGGGAUCCACCUUGUCCUGUUUUAAAGAGAGAGCAGAGCCCCUCUCCGCCCCCUUUAUCCCCUAUUCCUUCAGACAUCGAUAAAAAAACUGAUGAAAGGCCACCCUCUCUCCUUCACCAUAAACAAGAAGCGGAAGCUGACCUAAUGCUUGAAGAUGGUGUUGUGAACGCAAGUAAUCAUAAAGCAGGUGUUGAUACAGCAACAGAAGAGGACCAAGAGUGCUGGUCCCCAAGAAGUGGUCUUGAUGAGCAGAACCCAAGUGGGAAUCUACUGCAAGAUGUUGUGAACCGCUUUAGUGAAAAACUAGAGACAAUCAAACCGAUAGAAAAGGACCGACCUUUGGUUUCCACUGCUGUUAAUGUCACUGAAAUGGAGCAGUCCAAGUCCCCCAUAACCAGUCCGAACAUGCAGUUUCAUGCUGACGCUCAUCUGACUGAAAUCAUCACAACAGUUCUUCACACAGGCAGAGCUAGUGACUACAAUCUCAGUGAGCUAUUCAAUCGCCAUGAUAGCAAAGAACCAAAGUCACCUAAUACCCGCUCCCGUCGUCGCCAAGAAGUCCUUGCUGCUAUUGCAACACCAACUGAUGAUGCUUCAACCAGAAGGCAAACAUUACAAAUCAAACGAGACCUAGCCAAGCUUGACCAGUCCUACAGUAGGAAAAAGGUGCCACUAGCAAAGAGGCCAAAAUUGAAGGAUGAAAGUGUUGCUGUUACAACAUUACAGACUUCAGAUUCAAACCUUGUUAAAAAGGAGUCUAAAAAAGAAACUGAAAAUGGAGAACCUCUCGAGGAUCAUAGAUUUGAGAAGGGACCACUGAACUUUUUAAUGGCAGAAAGUGACAGGGAUAAAGUAAAAGAGGAGAUACAAACAGUAAUUGUAAAAGAAGUUAAGAUCUUUAAAGCAGAGGAGAAAGUAAGGGAAAUAUCUGCUGUGGAAAACGAUUGUACCUCCUCUGGCACUCCAAUACUUGCCCCUGAGCUCAAGAGGAAAUACUGCGAUCAACGAUCAAAGGUUGAAGGUGUGCAAACAAAGGCAAUGCCAGUGACUCCAACCUCAGUUAAACAGCGUGGCAGGCCUUGUAAAAAGUUUCGCGCGAUAAGCAGUGCUGGAAGGGAAAGGAAGCACAAAGAACCAUCAGAUCAACAUUCCUACAGUGAAAAAAGCUUGUGUAAUGGUCAAGAUUUCCAUAGUCCUAUUGGAGAGAGACAGAUGUGUCAAUCGCAUAACUCUAAGGACUCGAGAAGGUCCAAAAGACAAAUUGUACCUCCGCAGCGGUUCUCCUCCUAUGUCACAGAGCCCAGGAAAAUGUUCUUCGUUGCAUGUUUCUCUGAAAGCAUCUUUAACCUGAAAACAAGAGAAAAUGAAGAUUUGACAACAAGCCCCAUGGAUGAUCAAGAUUCUAAGAACAUAGAGUUAGAAGCAAGAGAUGAAGCCUCUCAGUCCUCACCUGAUCACUCAGUGAAACAAUGUGACCACUCUGACAAUAAUUUAAAUUGUCUUUCAACAAACCCGGUGUUACCCCAAACUGCUGAACAAGAUGCAUCUCCCACAGAAAACUGCUCAAAGAAUCCUAAAGAUGGCGAAGAUGUUGCUGCCAAACCUUUUGGAAGGCUAAGAUCAUCUCCAAAGAAACAACAGGACUCGAAGGCAGUUUUAAGAACUCCCGAAACCCCGUCUAGUUCCACCAUUAAACCUGCUAGGUGUGUUAAGAGCCUUAUAAACUCCCAAGCCCAAUACACAAGUCCAAUAAAGCUCAUGUUUGUAUCGCCAAUGAAUGAUGAGGAAGGAGUUAGAUAUAGUCUCAAAUCAGCAGGCUCUAGUUCUGGUGGACCAGUAGAGGAACCCUUUGACCCAUGUGAAGAAUCUUCAUGGUCAGGGGUAGCUCAGAAACACAAGAGCCAGAGCGCUGAGUCUGGUACGUCGAGAGGAAAAUAUAUUUCUUCACCACUGAAAUCUGCUACCUCAUCUGCAAGAUCUGCUUCUUCACCCAAGUCAGCCCGCUCGCCACCCAAAUCUGCCACUCCAUCACCCAAGUCAGCCCGCUCAGCACCUAAAUCAGCCACUCCACCACCCAAGUCAGCCACUCCACCACCCAAGUCAGCUACUCCAAUGCCCAAGUCAGCCCGUUCACCACCCAAAUCACCCACUUCACCUCCCAAGUCAGCCCGUUCACCACCCAAAUCAGCCACGUCGUCACCCAAGUCAGCCCGUUCACCACCCAAAUCAGCCACGUCGUCACCCAAGUCAGCCCGUUCACCACCCAAAUCAGCUACUUCUUCACCCAAGUCAGCUUCUUCAUCACCUAAAUUAGGUUUUAGAAGAUCAGGCGAAGGAACUCCAACUAAGCGUCUUGCUUGUAGUGAGGGCCAAAGAUCCCCAGGUGACUUACUAUCUUACCAUGAAACUACACCUAUAAAAAGGCGCCCUGGGCGGCCAAAGAAGUUAGGACCCCAGAUUGAGCAAAGAGUGAAGAGGCCGAUUGGUCGGCCACGCAAGCACAAAGCUGAAAAUUCAGCAACUGGGUCUAAAAUGGAAAGUGGUACAUCUGAUACGUCACCUGAAACUGAAGAGAAUGCAAACAAGAACUUAAAAAUCACAGUGGUGUAUGGACGGUCAAGGAGAAACAAGAGGACAGUCUCUGAGGGAUUUGACCAGUUGCAAACAGAAUUACAUGAUGCUUGGCAAGAAGCGGAUAUUAAAAGUGAUUUGAUUUUAAUGCACAACUGUAAGACGAGCUCUGGGGGUAUCAAGACAGCCUCAGCAGAUUUGCCAGAGGAACUAAACUUCGUGAGCCCUGUGAAACAGUGUGCGCCCCAGUCCAGCAGUAAAGUCAAAUGUCAGAAGCGGGAUGAUUCUGCAACAUCAAGGAAACCCGGUAGACCAGCAAAAGUAAAAAUAUCUGGAAUUUCAGUCACGGUAACUACAGUGUCACCUCGGCAACGUAAAAUUCAGAUCAACAAGGAUACCAGACAGUCUCCUGAAGUGCGUAUUCGUGAAAAAGUACGUAGGCCUGAAAUCAAUUGUUCCAAAGAGCCCUGGACAAUCAAUUGUCAAUCAGCAAGCAAAAUGAGUCAUACAGAGGGAGCGAUAGAUACAAAAAACGAAAGUAAAGACAAACUGCCAAUCAAGUCCGUAGCAGUUCGUCAAUCCAUGAGGGUGAGAAAGCCCUCGAUCCACUUUCUGCAUGCAGUUGCCACUUCGACUGCUAGAUCAUACAGCCACAGUAAUGCUCUGCUACGGCGCUCUAAACAAUUCCUGCUAAACAGGGCUAGCAAUGAACGGAGACAGGGUGAGCAACAGAGCAGUGCACAAACUUCAGGGGAGAGAAGAAAGCGCUUUGGACAGGGAAGGAAUGGCAUCUCUAAGGACCUAGGCAGAGUGGCAGCCCUAUCUGUGGACUCCAUCUUCUCCCCAAAAGAGACGUUAAGGUGGUGGGCUUCAUCAGCCGAGGAACAGACAACCAAUCAUGAGCUUGCCAGGCGGAUACGACUCGUCUCUGACACCUGGGUUUCAGACACUGGUGAGAAUCAAGGAAAAGACAUGGCGUUGAGUUCUAAAAUAGCCACAAAAAGCAAUAGUUCUUCGACCAGAAAGUCCAAACAUUCCUCUGUGGUCCGUACACUCUUCGACUGUCCUCCCGACGAACCCAGUUCUUGUAGCAUGCAGCAGCUCUGCUCCUGGUUCAUGCAGACCACAGAGACGCAGUCUUUGGCUAUUGUUAAAAAGGCAAGCUCCCGCAAUCCUUAUGAAGUCAUGCAUUUCCCUCGUACUUCCAACAAAACGAGCAUUUGCCACAGUCCCCAGGCAGAGCGGCUCCGCAAACAUGUCAAGAAAUUUGCCAAAAUCGUGCCAAAAAGUCCUCUGCAGCAUCAGCGGGCUCAAAGAAGGUUAAAGAGGAGAAAUAAGACCCACCCUUCAACACAAAGUUGUAGGCGAAGUCUUUUCAGUCCCAGGUUGGCAAAAGGAAGGUCCAAUCAAGGAGCCCAAUGGAGGAGCAGUAGAGCAUUUGGAAAGUAUCAGGCAACUCUUUCUAGAGCAAGAACAAGGUUCCUAUCCAGGAAAAAAAGAGAGGAGUGGCAAGAGAGGCAGAGGAAUGGAAAAAACCCAAAAGGUGCUACCAUUGGUCCAAAUGGACACAUAGUGUCUGGAAUGCAACCAGAAAGUUAUCCAUCAAGCAGAUCAGCUCAAAAUCAAUUAUUUGACUGUUUAGAGGAGGGCUCUGCUAGCACUUCUGUUGGACAAACUCAGGAGACCGUUGAUGUCCGAAAGGAGCAGAACCUGUGCUCUAAAGCCUGGAGUCCUGAGAAGCUCAAGGAAUGCAGGGUGUUUUUAAGGAAAAUCAACUCUCCAGACAAUAAAUCACCCGAGGAAGAGUGGGACUCCUGCACCGUGACACUGGAUGACGGGUCCCCUUCUGCAUACCACUUUGCAAGAAGGCAGAGAGAACUGGUGGAAGUUGUCAAAGCUGUGAAAACUGAAAGAAAACAGAGCACGAGUAGGAACGCCUCAAGUAAGCUGGCAGGUUCGGCACCCAAAUUAGUCCAGGAGCAGGACAAGGUGCCAACAGGGAGGCAGAAUGGCAGAUACAAAAGUCUGCCUAGGGCCCAGUCUACAGAUCAACAAUCUCCACCACCAGCGAAAACGGUGAGACAAUCGCGCAUGAGGGGCCUGACUGGGCCAAGAUGGUGCGACUUUGUGUUCGAAACCUAAAUUAAUCAUGAGGCAGCCUCCGAGCUGGGAAAAGGGACUGUGGUUUAUAGAUGUGCCUUUGGACAUUGAGCUGACCACAUGGACUGACCAUCCCGACAUGGUUCAGUCUUACACUCAGCCGUUAUGUAGCAGUCUAACUUAACAAAAGCUUGAUGUUGCACUAUUUUUAUCCUUGGAUAAGUAUGUACAGAAUGUGUGAUUUUGUUUUGUUUUGUUUUCUAUUGUCAUCUUGCCUCGGUCUUUAAUAAUGUUCAUAGUAGAUCAAAUCAUGUCAAACUGUUUAAUCGAAGACGCUCGUACAGCGAGCCCUUUCAUAUUUGCUGCAUUAAAUGGAAAGAAACAGCUUAACUGUAUCGAGACAAUGCCACCUCCCCUUAAAGAUACCUCAUUAUUAAGGCCACAACAAUGACUUAUUUUUUGUAAAUGUUAAACUAAAUCCAAUAGACAUUAUUAAUGCAAGUCAUUGUCACAGAGAGAGGGAAGCUCUAAAAAAAUCUUUCAGAAAUGUAAUAUUUAUUUAUAUUGCAGCUUAAUUUGACACUGUUUAGGUUUAAUUUUUUUAUUUAAUAUUUUUCUAUUUUUUAGAUUUCAUAAAGUUUUAGAACUAAUAGCAGAGCAUUGGUUGCCAUGUUUUACCUUUGAUGGUCCUGUCGCUGUUGUAUCGCAGUUCAGUAGUCCCAAACAAUGCUUUAAAUGAAGGUUGUUUGUUUUCUUUGAAUCAACCAAGCCCCUCGUAUUUACCCUUAUUAUGAUCAGUUUUUGGGGCCCCCAACUACACAUUUGUAUAUUGAGAUACCGCCUGUUAUGUCCUUAUUUCCCUUUAAGUAUUCUUCAAGCAACAUUCACAAGUCUUGGCACCAAACUGUAAUCAGCAUACACAUACGAUAUCUAAAAGAGAACAUUUUCUGCCCAGACAUCCCACAUUUAAGCGAUGAAGGAAGUGGAAAGCAGUCGUAGAAAGUAGUUCAUUUAUCUUUGUGUUUUCUUUGUUUUCAUCCAAAGCAGAUUCUAUAUAUUGGUGUUGGAUCCACGUCUUGCACUACUCCCAUCAGAGAUUAUUCAUCCCACUUUACAUAUUUCUCGCCCAUAUUUUGCACAUCCCACGUCCCACUACCAAAACCCUACUGUAAAAAAAAACAAAAAAAAAAAAAUAGAGAAUAUAUUUGGUGCAAUACAAACCCAGAUAUUUUAUCUGUAUGUAGUAUUUUAUUGCUGACAGACAAAUGGAUGUACCCAAGUACCAAUGGCCUGGGAUGUUACUUGUGUUUGUUUUUCCAUAGCCAUGUAAUGUGAUCUUGAGAAAUAUUGCAAUACAUCCACCUGCUGUUCUCCCCAAUGAAACAUUAAAUGUGUUAAUUUCUAUAAAUGUACUAGCAUUAAUUACAAAUCCAAUGCAAAGGGGAAAUGUACACCCCCCUUUUUUUUUUUUUUAAGUU